CGGACCACGUUUAACGCAAGAAGGAAAAGGCGAAGAAGGAGCAGAGCGUCUCUCACUAUCGCCGAGAUGAAAAAAAGGGUCGGAACGAAGAACAGAAGCGGCGCUAAAAGCAUACUCAACCUAUGGCAAAGAGAGGUGGGCGACCUCGCCCCCAAAUCCUUCUCCAACCUCGCUAGGGCAUCCGAGGAUCUUGUAUUGCGCUUAGGAAUCACUAAGAAGCUCAAAAAGCAUAGAGGCUGCGUAAAUGCUCUUAGCUUUAGUACAGAUGGUGAUAUUCUUGUGUCGGGAUCGGAUGAUAGAAUGGUGAUUAUGUGGAAUUGGGAAGACGGACUAAUGAAGUCGUCAUUCCAUUCUGCACACUUUGGUAAUGUAUUUCAAGCACGGUUCAUGCCUUAUACUGAUGACCGGACAAUGAUUACAUGUGCUGCUGAUGGGGAGGUACGCGGGCACAUCUUAAUGGAAGAUGGCUCGGCAUCUACGAAAAUGCUUGCUAAGCAUGCGGGCCCAGCUCACAAGAUUGCUAUUGAGCCAGGAAGUCCAUGCAACUUUUAUAGUUGUGGAGAAGAUGGUGCAGUAAUGCACUUUGAUCUGAGGAAAAAACAUGUUGCGAAAAAACUAUUCGUAUGCAGAUGUCUUGAAGAUGUAACAAAUAAUGCUCCCAUUGUUCGGUUGCGUGCCAUCGCAAUAGAUCCAAGAGACCCUAAUGUUUUUGCGGUCGCGGGAAGUGACGAAAAGGUUCGAAUCUACGACAUUCGCAAGUAUACACCAAAUUCUGGUUGCCCGACUUAUCACUUUUCUCCUCCCGAUGGUGGAAGUGCAGAGAUAACCGGUUUGGCUUUCUCCGACGCUAACGAGCUCCUAGUCUCUUACUUUGGUGAUUCUAUUCAUCUUUUCUUAAGGGAUCAACUACAAGAUAAUUAUAUCGUCCAUCAGGUCUAUAAAGGGCAUACAAACAUGGAAACAGUGAAGGGCGUGAGCUUCUUGGGCCCCAACUGUGAGUAUGUUGCCAGUGGAUCGGAUUGUGGUCGUGCUUUUAUUUGGAGAAAGCGCGAUGGGGUGCUCUUGCGCGCAAUGGAAGGAGAUAAGAGUGUGGUGAACUGUAUCGAACCCCAUCCUUUUGCUUCUAUGAUUGCAACUAGUGGGAUAGAGAGUAACAUCAAAAUUUGGACUCCUAAUUUAACUGAACCAGCUUCACCGGUAAAUUUGGAUGAGGUGGCUGAGGUUGGAAUUGUCAACUGGAUUGCAUUUGAUGAUAGUGAUACCGACGAUGACAUUUUCUGGGUAGCUGAUAAUUAUGCCGAUGACGAAUUCGAUACCGACAUGUAUAGUGAUGAUGACGACGAUGAUGAGGACGACGAUGAUGAUGAAGAUGAUGGUGAUGAUAGUUUCGAUGAUGAAGAUGAUGAGAGCAUUUAUGAUGAUGAUGCCGAUUGCAAUGAUGACCAACAAGAUAAUAACAAUGGCAGCGACAAUGGUGGUGGUAACUGCGACAAUGAUAAUCCUGAUGACAUUAGUCGAGAUGACUUCAGAGCUGCUUGACAUAGCAAGGUCUGUCAAAAGUUUGCAAAUGUGAAAUAAUUUACAAUAAAGAACAAUGCCCUACAUUUAAGGUCUAUAUACAGAAUUCUUGAGAAUUUUAGGUACCUCAACGACCGUUCGGCAUUGCUCUGCCUCUCAAGUAGAAUGAUAUACUUCUAAGCUUUCGUACACCGUAGGAACAAUAUGAUUGAUCACCUUUUUUCUUUAAUGUAGGGUUUCUUUAUUUGUUUUUAUACCAUUCUUCUGGUUGAUGUACAAAGCUGUUUCGGUUGUUUAUUCAAAUGCUUUUUUUUGAUUCAUACAGUUUGUAGAUUGAAGGGUUGGUUUGUAAUCUUGCGAAGAUGAGAUAAAAUUUUGAACAAAGUGAAAAAAUUAUGCAGA
This is a messenger RNA of Ananas comosus (pineapple), 1920 nucleotides long. Its product is annotated as DDB1- and CUL4-associated factor 8-like. Gene Ontology annotation, molecular function: protein binding. The transcript has 4 exons. Gene Ontology annotation, cellular component: cytoplasm; Cul4-RING E3 ubiquitin ligase complex. The record is from RefSeq and is a predicted model, not a curated record. The coding region runs from base 67 to 1539 and encodes 490 amino acids. NCBI's taxonomy places the organism in Eukaryota, Viridiplantae, Streptophyta, Magnoliopsida, Poales, Bromeliaceae.